UUCAACCAAUCAGAUGAAAGAAGAGACGAAGAACAAAGCUUCACCGAGUCGAGCACCUGCAGUGAGUGGUGCACAGCAAUGAACAAUGCAGAUCUGUUUAUGAUGGAAUCCCCUGCAUUUCCACCCAACCCUGGCCAUAUGCCUGGAGGCCCCAUGAUGUACCCCCCAGGGUUCAAUGUUCCAGAUCCUGGAUUAAUUAAACAAGAGCCAGUGGAGAGUGUGCAAAAGAAAAAGAGAGGAAGAAAGAAAAAGGAAGAAAGUCAGGACAAAAUAACAGACCACAUGCCUACGAAAAAGAAGAAAAGAGACAGAUUUAAUGGAAUGAGUGAGGACGAAGUUAUGAAAAGGGAGCUACCAGACCACUUACAGGAAAAUCUGGACAUACUCAUUGUUGGUAUUAACCCAGGAUUAUGUGCUGCCUAUGUGGGACAUCACUAUGCCGGACCUGGAAACCAUUUCUGGAAGUGCUUGUUCCUAUCGGGAUUAAUCCCAGAACAGCUGAAUGCCUACGAUGACUAUAAACUCGUGAAGUAUGGGAUUGGGUUUACUAACAUUGUUGCCAGGACAACUAGAGGAAGUGCUGAUCUGACAAGGAAAGAAAUAAAAGAAGGAGCUCUUAUAUUACAAGAGAAAAUUAAGAAAUACAAACCAAAGAUUGCAGUAUUUAAUGGCAAAGGUAUUUAUGAAGUUUUUGUUGGCCAUAAGAACUUUGCCUUUGGGAAGCAACCAGAGGCUUUUUCAGGAACUGAAACCCUUGUCUAUGUGAUGCCGUCCUCUUCCGCAAGAUGUUCACAACUUCCAAGGGCCAUUGACAAAGUUCCGUUCUACACAGCUUUAAAGAAACUUCGCGACUAUUUACGUGGAGAUCUAGAGAAACUAGAUGACUCCGAAGUUUGUUUUCCUGAUGUUGAACUCAAGGUUGUGAAGAAAGAACCCAAGAAGGAACAGGCAGAUGAAGAUUCCAAGAGCAGCCCUCCUCUGUUUAGUGACCAACCAGGGACCAUGAUGUCCCCUCAACAAAUGGACCAGAGAAACUUCCCUCAACCAAACAGACAAAAUAUUUGUCACCCUAGCAAUCCAAAUUUCAUGGGCAUCAAGCAAGAGCCAGGAUUUUCUCCACAGGAAUAUGGUGGACAUAUGUCUGGUUGUGCUCAGAAUAACUUCACAGGUCCCAACAUGUCCACACAUCAGAUGUACAAUAACCAGUUCCCUCAAGGAAAUUACUCUCCGCAGCAAAUGUCUCAACAAGGAGUGUUAGCAUCAAACAAUCAACAGGGCCCUGGAUUCCAGGGGAACUUCCAGUCAGAAGCUUACAGACAGCAGGGCUUCCACCCUAAUCAGACCUUCACACAGGCCAUGGCAAUGUCGUCACAAAUGACCUUUCAUCAAGGAGGUCAAAACUUUCAAAUGAGUGGUCAGUAUGCUAUGUCAAUGUCUUCAUCUUGGACAGGACAAGUACAGGUCAAACAAGAACCACAUGACUGGUCUUCCAACAUUCCAGCUUACAAUAAUUCAAUGCUUCAAGGAAAUGAUGCUCAGACACAAUCAAGCAAUCCAUUGCAGAUGCUGGAAAAUCUUAGUCAAGGACUCAAUAGUAAUGCCUCUCCUAAUUGUACUGGAAACACUUUAAGUUUGUCCCAAUCACCCAUUCAGUCUAAUAGUAACUGUAUUCAAGGUGUUCCCAACAGUUUCUAUGGCAGUCAAAGCUAUUCUCAGGGAAAUGGACUGUCUCAGCCUCAAGGGCAUUAUGGGAAUGCACAAAUGCAUCAUGGGAGUAUUCCCGAUGAAGUUCCUCUUCCCCCAAGCCAGAGUCCUAUACACAUUCCUGAUAUUAUACAGGACUUGCCUCCUUCACAUGGGACUGACACACCUGUCAAUCAAGCUUUUAAGGCCACCCACUCCCUUGGUAGCCCACCCCCUCAACUUCCUAUUGUCAAAUCAGAGCCAAAAGAUUUUGCCACAGAUACAUCAUGCCCAUUUUCCAAGUAGCUUAAGUAGAUCAAAUUAAGUAUUUUGUACAGGAAGAAGUACUGUAGUUGUUGCACUGAUAUAAUUGUUUGUUUAGGAUUUUACACUGACUUUUGAGAAGAAAGUACAUAAUCCAAAUAAUCCCAAAGUUGUAGUAUUUAUUUCUACUUUGCUCUGGCCAAAAAUGUGUAUUGCAAAGAAUUAUAGAAAAGUGUAAUACCUAAUAGCAGAAUAGAUAUGAAAUUUUGUACUCCAUUUGAAGAUGAGACAUGAAUAAGUCAUAUUGUGACAUGAUGGGGUAGAAUUAUUUGAUCUAAACCUGUAUUCUUUAUUUAAAUACAGUUGUUAUAACAGGGAAAAAAGUUUGAAAUGUUUAUAAAAGCUAUAUAUUAUUUUGUAUAUGUCAAGUGAAUAGAGAGAGUGAGAGAGAGAGCCACAUUGUAGAGAACAGACUCUAGAAGAACAUAUUUUUAGCUGCUUUCUGUUUAUAGGGCUUCCAGUGGACUGGAAAAACUAAAACAAGGAGAUAAAAUACUAUUUGUGUUUUUUUCCAAUAAUAUUCUGUUUUUAAUGCUUAUUAGCUGAAUUUUGUUCGAUUGUUAGUUGGCAUUGGGAAUUGUACAGCAAAUUAUUUUUGUUGCUGAAAAUAUUAAACAAUCAUGAUCAUCUAAAUUAUAAACUAAACUGGGCAAAGAAUUCAAUUUUUCUAACAGUAAUGUGCAAAUUACAUGUGUGCAAUUGUUGCACCAUUGCACAGUUUUAUUAUAUGACCAAUAAUAUAAAAAGAACGUCUUCUCCUAUGAAAUCGUUUGAGUGUGUUUAUUAUGCUUAUUUAUUAUACCAGGUUUAUAGAUGUAUACUUCCUGUAUAAGUAAUGGCUUCUGAAAUAAUGUAUGUUUGGAACCAGACUCGAGAUUUUUUUGUUGGUUGAUGUUUAUUAUGAAAUAAUUAUGGGAAAUGAAAUAGUAUUAGAGAUGACUAAGUGUCAAAAUUAUUGAUCCCUUUCAACAUGAUCUGCUAUUUUUCUAAUAAGCAUUUUUUAAUAUAUUUGUAAAACUGCAUUAAGACAUUUUCAAAGUAACAGAAAAUAUCAUUUUAAAAUCUGCUCAGUAAUCUUUUUGCAUACUGAAAAAAUACAUGUACCCAUGUAAAGUUUGUGUUUAUGCUGAUGUACCCGAAAUGUUUAUAAACAGUAAAUUAUUUUAUAUUUAUUAUAUGCAAAGAUAUUAUGAUCUCUUCAUUUUCAGACAUAUCGUUCUAAGACACUCCUGUCUAGUCAGUAUUUUAACUUAUUUUUUUCAUUGAUUCUCAUAUCUUCAUUAUAAUUUUGCUAAAAUAUAUUCUGAAGCAGAGGUAUUGAACACAUUGAGUUUUUAGGAGAACAAUGGAAUAUUAUGAAAAUGAAUAUUAAGAAUGGUGAAAUAUGUAUAUUUUCAUUCAAGUUGAAAUUAAAGCAUUAAUUAUGAUUUAUUUUUUGAGUUGUAAAAGAUGUCAAUUCAUGCAUCAUUUAAUAUUGUGCAUUUAUUUUACAUUAUGAAAAUUGUAUCAUUAUAAUGUCAUUUGUUUU
Messenger RNA from Saccostrea echinata, 3535 nucleotides. RefSeq lists its product as uncharacterized. Gene Ontology annotation, molecular function: mismatch base pair DNA N-glycosylase activity. The record is from RefSeq and is a predicted model, not a curated record. Gene Ontology annotation, cellular component: nucleus. The coding region runs from base 79 to 1989 and encodes 636 amino acids. Gene Ontology annotation, biological process: base-excision repair, AP site formation. NCBI's taxonomy places the organism in Eukaryota, Metazoa, Mollusca, Bivalvia, Ostreida, Ostreidae. The transcript is spliced from 9 exons.